AUGUCUGCUCCAUAUAUCCCUUACCGCCUCGACGGCAAAGUAGCUCUCAUUACCGGCUCCGGACGAGGGAUCGGCGCAGCUAUUGCUACUGAACUCGGUCGCUGUGGAGCUAAAGUUGUUGUCAACUACGCCAACUCUAAGGAAUCAGCAGACAAAGUCGUUGCUGAAAUCAAGUCGUUUGGAACUGAUGCUGUAGCCUUCAAGGCCAAUGUCAGGAAUGUUCCAGAGACCGCUAAGCUUAUGGACGAUGCUGUCGCUCACUUUGGUGGACUCGAUACUGUUGUCAGCAACUCCGGUGUGGUUAGCUUCGGGCACUUUGGAGAUGUGACUGAGGAGGAAUUCGACCGUGUGUUCAGCCUUAACACGCGCGGCCAAUUCUUCGUUGCACGUGAGGCAUACCGCCACCUCAAUGAGGGCGGUCGUAUUAUCUUGACCUCUUCCAACACGUCCCAGGACUUCAGUGUUCCUAAUCGCUCGAUCUACUCCGGCUCCAAGGGUGCUAUUGAGUCGUUUGUGCGGAUCAUGUGCAAGGAUGCCGGUAAGAAGAAGAUCACUGUGAAUGCUGUGGCGCCCGGUGGAACAGUCACCGACAUGUUCCACGGUGUUGCACACCACUACAUUCCUGGCGGAGAGAAAUACUCCCCUGAGGAACUCCAACAGGGGAGCAAUAUUGACUUUCCCUGA
Messenger RNA from Talaromyces marneffei, 684 nucleotides. RefSeq lists its product as uncharacterized. Gene Ontology annotation, molecular function: oxidoreductase activity. The record is from RefSeq and is a predicted model, not a curated record. The coding region runs from base 1 to 684 and encodes 227 amino acids. Lineage: Eukaryota; Fungi; Ascomycota; Eurotiomycetes; Eurotiales; Trichocomaceae. The transcript has 2 exons.